Messenger RNA from Pantherophis guttatus, 3472 nucleotides. It is a transcript of the gene HSPBP1, whose product is annotated as HSPA (Hsp70) binding protein 1. The record is from RefSeq and is a predicted model, not a curated record. Gene Ontology annotation, cellular component: endoplasmic reticulum. Lineage: Eukaryota; Metazoa; Chordata; Lepidosauria; Squamata; Colubridae. Gene Ontology annotation, molecular function: adenyl-nucleotide exchange factor activity; protein binding.
ACGUGGUUGCCUAUGGCCGCUCGCAGAAGCUAGGCUGGGGAGACACGCGUGUCCUUUGCAGGGCGAGCCACAGGCAGGACCGGGACAGAUCGGCGUGGGAAACCGACAUCGCCGAGAGUUCAUUUACAGUUUUGGUGACUUGCCUCCACGUUGGUGACUUGCGUCCACAUUCCCCAACCAUGGCUGAAGGGGGUACAGAUGGGAACCAGCCACCGCGCGAGCAUCCCCGCAAUUUGCAGGGGCUGCUGCAGAUGGCAGUCAUGGCGGGCAACACCGAACCUGGUCAGACGGCACCUAUGUCUGAUGAGAGGAGACAGUGGUUGCAGGAAGCCAUGGUUGAGGCAUUUCGUGGGCAGAUGGAUGAAGUAGAGCAAAUGAAGGAAUGCCUGCGUAUUUUGGAAGAGUUAAGCCCAGGAGCAGAACGUGGGGAAAGUUCAGAGGAAACGCAUUCAGAUCUUGACCGAAGGGAAAAUGCCCUUGAUGUACUGGCAGAGUUGUGUGAAAACUUGGAUAAUGCUGCAGAUUUCUGCAAACUGGAGGGCAUGCGGUUGUUGGCCCACCGAUACUUGGAACAUGAAGAGCAGGAACUGCGAUGGCGAGCUGCCCAUCUGGUGGGCACCUGUGCCCAGAAUGUACCCAAGGUUCAAGAGCAGGCCCUGGCACUGGGCUGCAUGAGGAAGCUGCUGCGGCUGCUGGAUCAUGACCCCAACGAGGCUGUUCGGAUCAAGGCGCUCUUUGCCAUUUCUUGCUUAGUAAGAGCCCAAGAAGCUGGCCUACAGCAAUUCUUACGCCUUGAUGGCUUCUCUGUGCUCAUGAGGGCCAUGCAGAGUAAUGUACAGAAACUGAAGGUGAAAUCGGCCUUCCUCCUCCAGAAUCUUCUCAUAAGCCACCCAGAACACAAAGAGACUCUCUGUUCCAUGGGCAUGGUUCAGCAACUGGUGGCUCUAGUCCAAUCUGAACACAGUACCUUCCAUGAGCACGUCCUGGGAGCCCUGUGCAGUCUGGUAACAGAUUUCCCCCAAGGUGUGCAAGAGUGUCAAGAGCCAGAAUUAGCACUGGAGGAACUGCUAAAGGAACGCUGUCAGUUGCUUAGGAAUCAAGAAGAAUUCCAGGAGGAGCUGGAUUUCUGCGAGACCCUGCUGCGUCUUUGCUUCCACAGUCAUCCUGAUGAAAACAACAUGGACCGAUAGCUGUUUGACAUGGUUGAAGUUCAUGCUCAUAUUUGGAUCUGUGCUGGUUGGUGGCCUCUGAUGGAAACACCCACAUCUAUCCUACAUCCGCUGAACCAGCGGUAAGCUGGAGUAAGAGAAAAUCUUUUGGAAACUGAGCUAUGCUGCUGUUAAGCUGAGCAGGAAGACUUUCAUAAGCUGUUGCUGCAUAACUUCCUUUUCAUCAUCCUCCAAAAUGCAUUUGUCUACCCUUGUAGUUUACUGGUAACUUUGCCCAUCAGAGUGUAGCUUCCCUAAUCUAAAAACCAUAGUUUUUAAAGGAUUCUUUCAAUCUCCAACUUUAACUGGGAAAUGAACCCUACUUCCUAUUACGCUUUGCUUGUUUUCAUAGUUGCAGUGCUUAGAAAGGAGGGGCAAGGUUGAGUACUUUUUAAUGGCUUGGCCAGUAAAGGCUUGGAAGAAAAAUCAGUUGGCAGGUUUUUUUUUCUUUAGAAUAUUAUUCCCAAGCAUGUGCCUUCCAGAUGUUUGAACUUUCACCCCCAUCAUCCCUAAACUAUCAAAAACGGGGUUUAUGAUGCUUUAUCUCAGUUCAUGCAGGUAACCAUUGAAGUCCACAGGUAUGGAGAAUAAAGUUUGGGGGAAAACUCUUUUCUAGCUAUCACUGAAAGACAAGAAUAUUACUGCAGUUCUCUUGAGCACCAAAAUGCUUUAACACCUCUCAGAUGGCAUCUGUGGAGGGGGAGGAUGGGGAGUAAAAAUUUAAACAUCUCUGAAAUCAUCACACUACCCACUCCAGACUCACAAGAUUGCUACAUUUUUGUGCAGAACAUUAGGAAGUCUGGCUAGAGCCAUAUUUUAAUUGAUUUUACUUCAAAAUUCUGCUUAAAACAAUGGCUCACUCUUAGGGAUGAUGGGAAGUAGGAAAUCCCCAAAUGUCUUCUCCAAAUAUGUAAUCCAGCACUGUACAUUUGUUCAGCAAAAUGAGCUUUUUGUGCCUAUGUAAGAAUGCAGGAUCUGUAUGAUAAUAAUCUUUAAAAAGUGUUUCAAAUAUAGGAAAACUGGAAAAAGUAUGUCAGAUUGGGCAGCUUGAAAGGCAGACAGAAUGUUGCUUCAGUAGAGGUGAAGAACGGAUUACCAUACAUAGAGGUAGAAUGAAAUUCCAUUUUUUUUGCAAGUCUUAGAGCCCUGCCUUUUUUUCUCAACCCUCCCAAAUGGUUUUCCUGGUUAGAAAUGGUGAUUGUAGACCUUUGGAUUCCCCCCCACCCCACCCCACCCCAAUGGCUCAUCUCAUGUAUAGUAUUCAAGCAGCUGUAUCUUCUAUCACCAUGCAUUGCUAUUGCUGUAUUCUCAAUUUAAUUUUUUUUAACAAGUUUCUCUUUCGGGUGAUAAGUCUGGCAUGUUUUUUGUUUUUCCUAUCAACAGAAGCUUGUAAAACAUUGAACUCAUCUGUUUCACAUUUCAACAUAAAUAAACAUAGAAGAAAAUGCUAGAUCUGCAAGGGAAGGGGCUGCAAACUGGAAGCCCCUUAGUCCUAAUUGGCCUCCUUUAUAUCAGCUAAUGCCUACCUUAGCGCUAUCCUAGAGGCAAGACUGAUGGAUUAUACAGGUAGUCCUCAACUUACAAUCAUAAUUGAGCCCAAAAUUUCAAUUGCUAAGCAAGACAGUUGUUAAGUGAGUUGUGCCCCAUUUUAUGACCUUUUCUGCCACAGUUGUUAAGCGAAUCACUUCAGUUUUAAAUGAAUCAUGUGACUGUUAAGUGAAUCUGGCUUCCCCAUUGAUUUUGCUUGUCAGAAAGUUUGAAAAGGUGAUCACAUGACCCCGGGACACUGCAACCGUCAUAAAUGCAUGCCAGUUGCCAAGCACCCAAAUUUUGAUCACUUGACCAUAGGGAUGCUGCAAUGGUCGUAAGCAUGAAAACCAGUCAUAACUCACUUUUUCAGUGCCAUUGUAACUUUGAACAGUCACUAAAUGAUUGGUCAUAAAUUGAGGACUUCCUGUAUUGGGAAAGAAAGCAAUGAGAUUUGCUCCCACCCUCCUAUAUAUCAGGCAGGAACAGGGGAGGGAAUUGUCGUCUUAAAAGUCCUCACCCAUAACCUUGACACUAACCAGAUUUAGGAAUGUAUGAAACUGAAAAGCAGAGAUAGAACAGCCAAGAGACAUCAAGUAAACAAGCCUUUGGCAAGAUGGCCUGCUACUUAUUUUCCAAAAUGCUGGGGAUGCUCUUGUAGUAACACACAUCUUCUUUCUUAGAUGUUGUGGGUAGAGUUUUGGGUUCAAGGUCCUGAAUAAAAACCUUUCACCACA